GAGGGCGCCAUGAUUGUACGGUAUGUAUGGGAGUUCGCUUCAGGUCGUUCGCAGUCUGGCUUAUAGUGUUGUCAAGUCUUGACUAUUUUAUAUUGUGAAGUAAAGAUUUUAUCUGAUGAACUAUGUAUGGUAGAAACCAAUAUACCGGUAACUUGUGCAUCAUGAAACCCACGAAUAUUCAGUUUUCGCAAGACUCAGUUGCAAAAUCAUUUAAAAAUGAGGGAGCUGAAUUACAUGAUACUUGUCAACUAAUAUCAACUGGAUCUGUCAGUGCGGAUGAGAUCCGUCCAAUAAGAGUGAUUAUAAAGGAUAACAAGGCGAUAAGUGUUGACAAUCGUCGGUUGUACGUUUUUCGUGUGUUGGAAAUAUCUGGACAUCUUCACAGCAUCAAAGUUCAAGUUAUAAACCAGUACGAUGAAGAACGUUUUACUUCGACCAACAAUGGCUGCCAUGUACGACUACGAAGUGGUGGACGUCGACAGAGAGCUCCACCAGCAUACAGACAUUGUGAAUGUUAUGAGGGUAUAUCACAAGCAGUUUUUUCACCUUCAAUCUACGGGCAACAUGAGGUACAGGGCAGAACUAAUAUGACGGAUCAUCUAUAUACACCGCGAGGCUAUAGGUCAAAUUAUACUCCAGAAACUUCAAGAUUUGACACUGUCGAUCAUGCCCGGAACAUAGAGAACAAACAGCCAGCACGACAGAGUAUGGCCAGCACGACACAGCAUGAUGAGUAUUUGUUCGCAAAAAUCUUACUUUUUCUUCUGUUUAUCUUCUUUUUGGCAAUAUUUCCCAAAAAAGCCUGAGUGGUGACAUGUAUAGGAAAAUGUUCAAAUCUCACCAAACGAGAAUAUUUUGAAAGAGGUAUAAGGCCUUGUACGAAAAACUGAAGUAUAUGUUUCUGUUUAAAACUCUGUUAGAACACAAUAACGUGAUAUAACCAGCAAUCACAAUCAUUGUUUUAUAUUUUGUAAGUUUAACUCACUCGUAAACAAACGUGAAUAAAUAAACGUAUAACCCACUUA
Molecule: messenger RNA, 1025 nt
Organism: Ciona intestinalis (vase tunicate)
Lineage: Eukaryota; Metazoa; Chordata; Ascidiacea; Phlebobranchia; Cionidae
Source: RefSeq, a predicted model, not a curated record